AGUAAAACGAAUAUCAAGUCGCAGCAAAUAUAGUUAAUGACUCUGAAGAACCCAAUUGAUUUCCAGCCCUGCCCUUUCUUUUCUUCUCCACUUCCAUAGUCAUGGAAGCCACACUAACUUCUUAUUUAAAAUUUACCAUCUUGCGUUGAAAUGCUUCAAACAAAAGCCCUUUGUUGUGCCAUUAUCCCUCAAUCCUUUUUUUUCAAAAGGGUAUUCUUCAAAAGCCCCAAAUGAUUUCCCAGCUCUGUCGAAACCACAAUUUUCUUUUCUUCCCUUGUAUACAUGAAAAACCCUUUGCAACCCAACACCCAUUUUCUGUCUCCCUCAAAGCUCCAAGCUUUUGCGGUUCUAAGGUUACCCAUGUUCCUCGAGUUUCAAGGGUGCAUUCUAUUCAGUCAUACUAUUCUGUGAAACGGGUAUCUCGGUAUGUAACGGCCAAAGUGCAGGAUGUGCUCUUAGAUUACUUGCAUUCAAGUAGGGGAUAUAGCUUCAUUGAUGCUGAGUUCAUUAGCAAAAAUUCACCUUUUUUUGUUCAAGGUUUGGUGUCUGAGUUCCAUGCACAGGAUGAUGAUGUUGCCAGGUGUUUGAGGAAAUUCCUGAGAUACAAUCCCAUUAAUGAGUUUGAACCAUUUUUUGAGAGUUUGGGAAUUAGCCCUCAUGAGUUGCAUUUGUUUCUCCCACGCGGCAUGAUGUUUUUGUCUGAUGAUCAUGUUUUGCUUGAAAAUUUUCAUGCUUUGAGUAAUUAUGGAAUUCCACGAAAUAGAAUAGGGAAAAUUUAUAAGGAGACAAAAGAGGUUUUUGGGUAUCCUAGUGAACUGUUGUUGUCAAAAAUUCGAGCUUACGAGAAUUUGUGUUUGAGUAGAUCCGUGGUCAUCAAGCUUGCUGUUUGUUGCCCUUCACUUUUGGUUGGUGAAACAAGCCGUGAAUUGGUCAUGAUUCUUGAUUGGUUGAAGAAAAUUGGUAUUGAACAUGAUUGGAUUGGGAAAUAUUUGUCUUGUUCAAAAAGUUAUGACUUGAAAAGAAUGCUUGAUGCUAUGCAAUUUCUUCAUAAAGUGGGCUAUUCUGAGAAACAGAUGCACAAUUUGUUCAAGGAAAACCCUGUAUUAUUGAUGGAAGGUAUUGGGAAGAAGCUGUAUGCAUUUUUGGGUCUAUCAUUAAAGUUAGGUCUCAGUAAGAAUGUGAUUUAUUCUUCUUUUAUAGAAUAUCCCUAUAUCAUGUCAAAUAAAUGUGCCAAAAAUCUCUUGAGAGUGAUUGGUUUUUUGUGUUAUGUUGGAAUGGAAACAAAAGACAUUUCACACAUUUUGGCUAAACACAUGCAUCUCCUGAGCUUGCAUCCCUUGAAAGGUCCUAAAGCUGUUUGUUGGCAGUUAAAAAUUGGAAAAGCUGAUUUAUGCCAAAUCAUAAAGGAUGAUCCACGGAAGCUUAUUAGUUUGGCUUCAAAACUGAAACAGAAUAGUGCUGUACAGCUAUCGUGUGAUGACCCAAGCAAGCAUUUAGAGAAAACAACGUUCUUGCUGAAACUGGGAUAUGCAGAGAACUCUGAGGAGAUGGCAAAAGCAGUAAAAAGGUUCCGAGGGAGAGGUGAUCAAUUACAGGAGAGGUUUGAUUGCCUGGUUCAAGCUGGUUUGGACUAUAACAUUGCAAUCAAAAUGAUAAAACAGGCUCCUAUGAUUCUAAACCAGAACAAAGUUGUAAUUCAAAAGAAGAUUGAUUUCUUAAGAAACAUUUUAGGUUACCCAUUAGAAUCUGUUGUGGCAUUUCCAGUAUACUUAUGCUAUGAUUUGGGGAGAAUUACGCUCAGACUUUCAAUGUAUGCAUGGGUGAAGGAAAGGAAAGCAGCAAAACCAAUGAUGACCUUGAGCACUAUUCUUGCAUCCUCUGAGGAAAAGUUUGUAAAAUACUUUGUGAAUGUGCAUCCUGAAGGUUCAACAGUCUGGGAAGGUCUAAAGAGAUUAUCGCAAAAGGAUUAGAGCUAACUCUUCCCUUAAGUUUUGUCUGGAUGUCUAUUUAUCUUAAAAUAUGCCUUGCUAACUCAUUUUACCCAAAAUACAAUUUUUAUUUUUUAUUUUUGGCGAUAGGAAGUUCCUUCGUAAAUGAAUAGGCUUUUUUCUUUUUUUUAAAAGAAAAUGCACAUUAAAAAAAUCUAUUUAAUUGUUGAUUCAUCCUUUAGUUUCUCUUUACUUUUUUUUCUCAUUCUUGAUGUCUGAUUAGACUGAGGUCAUUGAAGUGUUACUAAGGUGUGUAUUAUUAUUAUUUAUAUGAUUUGGUUUUAACUAUUUUCUUUUAUUCUGAACAAUUGAUUAUCAUUAAACAAAUCCCAAUGAAGACCAACUGUCUUCAGUUGAAGAUGUUUGAUAAAUGUAAUCAGGAAAAGCGAAACUGCGUUUUUAAUUGUAUUGCUUCAUGGUAAUUAAGGUGAUUACCUUCAAAGACGGCUUCUUUGCCAUAUCUUUUGUGUAUCAAUCAAGUAUAUAUCCAUAACCAGAUUCUCGCUCUGGGAUAAGCUGUUAAUGCUAAUCAAUGGAAACCAAACAAGCUUCAUGUAUGAUGAAAUCAACAACCAAAAGAAGAAACAGCAUCGGAAUCGUGACAGAGGAUAGGCUAUAAUAUCUUUAGUGGAGGGAUAUUUUGGAACUGAAAUGUAUAUUGAAAAUUUCUUCUUAAGAUAAAGCAACCUUUUAGUUUAUUUAUAUAUGGAUCUAUGGAUAUUCACAGUUGGGUUUAUUUAAAGAAUCUUAAACCCUGUUUCUUGCUCUGUGUACACUACACAUGACAUGAUUUCUUCUGACAAAAGCAUUUCCUUUGGUCUAAAGUGUGAUGCAAUGCAGUAAGUUAAUAUAACCCAGCAACUUUUCUUCUUGUUCC
This is a messenger RNA of Abrus precatorius (Indian licorice), 2865 nucleotides long. RefSeq names its product transcription termination factor MTEF18, mitochondrial-like. The record is from RefSeq and is a predicted model, not a curated record. The transcript has a single exon. Lineage: Eukaryota; Viridiplantae; Streptophyta; Magnoliopsida; Fabales; Fabaceae. The coding region runs from base 231 to 1970 and encodes 579 amino acids. Gene Ontology annotation, cellular component: chloroplast. Gene Ontology annotation, molecular function: double-stranded DNA binding. Gene Ontology annotation, biological process: chloroplast organization; regulation of DNA-templated transcription.